Gaeumannomyces tritici R3-111a-1 is the source of this 1643-nucleotide messenger RNA. RefSeq lists its product as hypothetical. The coding region runs from base 161 to 1324 and encodes 387 amino acids. The transcript has 3 exons. Lineage: Eukaryota; Fungi; Ascomycota; Sordariomycetes; Magnaporthales; Magnaporthaceae. The record is from RefSeq and is a predicted model, not a curated record.
CCCAAGCCACCCCGCCAUCACGACACGCUUAGCCAAUCACAACCCCUUUCGAAUUCGCUAGUGAAGUGAUGGGCCCAACGCCAAACUGCUCUCAACUCGAUGCCCGGGCAAGAAAGACCUGGUCUUUGACGAGACUGGCAUGCCGGCCACAGCAAGGUGAAUGCCGUUACUCUACGUGCCCGCGCGCGAUCCGCGUCAUCGCAUAGCAUGCUUCGCGCUGUAUAAGGCCCUUCUCCGGCAGGUGCCCCAGGUCGUCCUCCCGAGCGCGCAGACGCGUGGCGACGGCACCGUCAACCCCAUCAAGCACCUCAUCCGUAAGGGCUUCCGGAGGAACAAGUCCUACAUCAGCCCCCGCCUGGUCACCUCGUCCCUGUCCAAUGGAUACAAGUUCCUCGACCUCCUCUCGGCCGCGCGCGAGCCCGACAGCCCCGCCCACAAAACCGUCCUCGACUUCCUGACGCGUUACCACGAGGACCGCAUCAAGCGCCGGCGCGCGGCAGCAGCAGGCGCGGGCGUCGAGAUGGGCGACGAACCCCCCAGCUCGCGCCCGCGGCUCAACCAGCCCGGCGAGCGGCGCAGCCUCAGCGGCGGGCGCGUGCGCGGACCCUCGAUACCGUUCCUGCGCCGCGUCCCCAACCCUUCCUACGCCGAGCCCGACCCCCUCGGCGCCGACGACGACCACUACAGCGCCGCGCUGGGCGCCUUCGCGGCCGCCGCGACCAACCACGUGCCCGCGCAGGUCCAGCCCCGCUUCCUGUACGAGCACCCCACCCGCCCGGCGGCCCCGUCGACGCUGGCGGGCGUGCGCGGCGUGCCCAAGCUCGCCGCCACCGUCAACGGGUUCCCGUUCCUGCGCGUGCGCAAGCCGCAGAGCCUGCGGCUGGGCGCGGCCAUCCACGCGCUCGAGUCCAAGCGCGGCGAGCGCAUCUCGCGCAUGGUCGAGAUGGACCGCGGCGACGGCGCCGCGGCCGCGCGCCUCGAGGACGAGUGGGAGGAAAUGGUGCAGGCGCAGCUCGUGGAGCAGGGGAUCGCGCGGCGCGGGCGCGGUGGCCGUGGCGGCGGCGGCGGCGGUGGGGGUGGUGCAGACGGGCUCGACACGUUUGCAGGCUCCACGCGGUUCGGCGUCCGCUACAUGCAGGCGCAGCUGCAGGCGCAGCGGCUGGACCAGCUGGAGCGCGUCAGGCUGCUGUGGGGGGUCGCCAAGGAGGAGAGGAGGCUGGCCGAGGACGAGAAGCUGACGCGUAAAAGCAUCAAGAGUGAACGCCGCCGCCUGAGGAUGGAGCAAGCUGCCGAAAACACAAGCCCCGGCGAGGGGGUGGAGUGAGGCAGCUUUUGAGACGGUACGAGUAUGCGCAAGAAAGGCGGAGGCUUUUCUAUUGAAAAAGUCCCUUGAGAUGGAAUGGGAUAUCUAUAAACACCGCCCAGAUUUCUCUUUCCAAAAAUAACUCUCUCGUCAUACAGUCAUUGAGAGACGAUGCGCCGAGGCAAGAAAUGCUUGCCGUACAUUGUCGAUCCGGAACCCAGGUGAUCUCCCCAGACAUGUCGCCUUCUCGGUUAACUCUGUUAAGCAGCAAUGUCAGUAAAUCUAGCCUCGCGGUAUUUUAGGAUCCAGUGAUCAUGAGAGAAGCGCUUACUCUGCACAA